ACACACACACACACACAUACACAUAUAGAUAUAGAGAGAGAAGAAGCAAUCUAAGCCUAGUAGUAUAUUAACCAGUUUUCGUCUCAAGUAACGGCGUUUUCACCCUCUCCUGGAUUCUAGUGAGAGAGAGAGAGAGUUCUGGUUUGCUGAAGAUUUAGGUUUAGGGUUUCGAUUCACCUCUUUAACCUUGAUACUUACAUACUUUUUGCUUUAAUUGUUGUUGUUAUGAUCAUAAGUACGCAUAUAAUCUCCAGAAUUUGAUGAUUUUGGAGGUUUAGUUUACAUUAUUUCGAAGAACUUUCUGUGCUUGAAGAAUUUGUAUCGAUUUUGACCAUGGAGAAUCAACGGUCAAUGUUUCUGUCACCUGAAGAUCUGUUGUAUAAGGAGUUAUGGAAAGCAUGUGCUGGGCCACUAGUGGAUGUUCCAAGAGAUGGAGAAAGAGUUUUCUACUUUCCUCAAGGCCAUAUGGAGCAAUUAGAGGCAUCAAGGAAUCAGGAAGUGGAUCAGAGUAUCCCUCAUUUCAACCUCAAAUCAAAGAUCCUUUGUCGUGUUGUUCAUACGCAACUGCUGGCUGAACAAGAUACCGAUGAAGUUUAUGCUCAAAUCACUCUACUUCCGGAACAAGAUCAAAGUGAUCUUACUCCUGAUAAAUGCCCCGCUGAGACUCCAAAGCCAGCUGUUCACUCUUUUUGCAAAGUCUUGACGGCAUCAGAUACGAGCACUCAUGGUGGUUUUUCGGUGCUCAGAAAACAUGCAAAUGAAUGCUUACCUGCGUUGGACAUGACUCAGCCUACUCCAACUCAGGAGCUAGUAGCUAAGGAUCUCCAUGGCAUUGAGUGGCGAUUUAAGCAUAUAUUCAGAGGUCAACCUCGAAGGCAUUUGCUUACAACCGGAUGGAGUACUUUUGUUGCAUCGAAAAGAUUGGUGGCUGGGGAUUCGUUUGUAUUCCUUAGGGGGGAAAAUGGUGAAUUACGCGUGGGAGUAAGACGUGCUGCUCAACAGCAUAGUUCUAUGCCGUCUUCUGUAAUUUCAAGCCGAAGCAUGCGACUUGGAGUGCUUGCAACUGCAUCACAUGCUGUUUCUACCAAAACCCGUUUUCUUGUUUACUACAAGCCAAGAACAAGUCAGUUUAUCAUAGGCUUGAACAAGUACAUUGAAUCUUUAAACAAUGGAUUCACAGUCGGUAUGAAAUUCAGUAUGCGAUUUGAGGGUGAAGAUUCUCCAGAGAGAAGGUUUACGGGUACGAUAGUUGGAAUUGAAGACCUGUCUCGCCAGUGGGAAGAUUCUAAAUGGCGCUCACUGAUUGUCCAUUGGGAUGAAUCCACAUCGAUAGCGAGACCCGAAAGGGUAUCUCCAUGGGAGAUUGAGAUUUAUACAACUCAUGUACCAACAAGCUUGGCUCCACCAGUGGCAUCUAAAAGUAAACGGCCUCGACCUCUAGCCAACGUCCCUAAUCCUGAACCUGCAUGCUCGGCUGUAUCUGCCGUUUGGAAUCCUUCGCAUGAGCAAACGGAAAAUGGUGACAAUGGCCGUGCUUUAAGGACACAGUUUAAUGCAGGUGAAACAGACGAUAAGAAAGGUCUCUUGGGUUGGUCUGUUCAUGCGAAUACAAAUUCUAUGCCUCAAGAGUCAACAAAGCUGACGAAUAAUUCCACUAAAAGCUCAGUUGACUUGAAGAAGUCUGAAAGUGUUUCAAGUUGCAGGUUAUUUGGUUUUGACUUGAAAAGUGCCCCCAAAAGUGAUAUCGUACCCGAGGUUGGCCCACCUGUUGAAAGGCGUGAACCGGUGAUUUCAGACCGGAAAUCCGAUAUCGUAUCAAAGGAUCAUAAAAUGAGUCAAAGCAAACAGACAACGUUAAGCCGGAGCCGUACUAAGGUUCAAAUGCAAGGAGUAGCAGUGGGCCGUGCAGUGGAUUUAACCGUGUUAAACGGGUACGAUGAGCUCAUAGACGAACUCGAAGAGAUGUUUGAGAUUAAGGGAAAGCUUCGCCCUAGAACUCAAUUGGAAAUCGUGUUUACUGAUGAUGAAGGAGAUAUGAUGCUCAUGGGUGACGAUCCAUGGCAAGAAUUCUGUAGAAUGGUGAAACGAAUUUUGAUCUGCUCGAGUCAAGAUGUGAAGAGAAUGAAUUCUGGAAGCAAGCCGCAACUUUCUUUCUCCAGUGACACCGAAGCCUCUGGUUUUAGCUUGGAAGCCGCUGAAAAUUAACAAAUUUCGCGCUUUCUUACAUGAUGUCCCCUGUUUUUUUAUAUUUAGGUUUGUGGGCUGUGCUUUUUUUCUUUCUUUUUCUGAAGUCGGUGUUUGAAGAUCAACGAAGGGGGAAUAAGGGAUUAAGUUAUAUGGUAUUGAAGUUGUAGCAAUGGAAACAUGGUAAGAUUAGGAUCCGUGUGUAGCAGUUGUCAACUGUUUAAUGUUGUAUGUGGGAGAUAUGAUCUUAUUGCAUUAUAAUGUUUGUAUACAUAUGGUAAGAUAAUGUUGGUAUA
Messenger RNA from Helianthus annuus (common sunflower), 2480 nucleotides. Its product is annotated as auxin response factor 11. The transcript is spliced from 15 exons. NCBI's taxonomy places the organism in Eukaryota, Viridiplantae, Streptophyta, Magnoliopsida, Asterales, Asteraceae. Gene Ontology annotation, cellular component: nucleus. Gene Ontology annotation, biological process: regulation of DNA-templated transcription; response to hormone. The record is from RefSeq and is a predicted model, not a curated record. Bases 334 to 2205 code for a protein of 623 amino acids. Gene Ontology annotation, molecular function: protein binding; DNA binding.